This is a messenger RNA of Spirodela intermedia, 2829 nucleotides long. Lineage: Eukaryota; Viridiplantae; Streptophyta; Magnoliopsida; Alismatales; Araceae. The record is from the annotation of a GenBank genome assembly.
AUGGCGCAGCAGAAUCCGCCGCCGCCACCGGUGGCGCUGCCGGCUUCCCCUCUUCCUUACCCUAUCCCUCCGUUCGAUGACUUCCCCCAGAUCCCCACCUUCCUCCUUGAGCAGCCUGUUCCCGACGACAGCAGCCCUAGCUUCACCCACUCCAAUCCCUACUCCGUCCAUCACCACCUCAACCCUAACCUCCCCCUGCUCGUCCCCUUCCCUCAGAAGCGGAAGCGCACCGGCGUUCGCCGCCGUCCCGCGGCUCCUCCGCUGCCGCCGCAGCUUCCCAAUCUGGUCUCUCCUCCUGCUUCGGCGCUGCAAUCCCAGUCCCUGGGACCCAACCGGGAGACGGACAUCUCCGAGGAGAUCAUCGUGAUAAACAAGGAGGCGACAGGGGAGGCCCUCAUCGCCCUCUCUGCAGGGUUCCCUGCGGACUCUCUGACCGAGGAGGAGAUCGACGCAGGCGUCGUCGCCGCCAUCGGUGGGAUCGAGCAGGUGAACUACAUCCUGAUCCGUAACCACAUCUUAGCGCGAUGGCGGAUGAAUGUCUCCGGUUGGCUCACCAAGGAAACCUUCGUCAACCUAAUCCCGCCACACUGCCACUCCCUCCUGAACUCGGCCUACAAUUUCCUGGUGGCGCACGGCUACGUGAACUUCGGGGUCGCUCAGGCCAUCAAGGAGAAGAUCCCUCCUGAGCCUAGCCAGCCGAGCGUGGUGAUUGUGGGCGCUGGUCUAGCGGGACUGGCAGCCGCAAGGCAGCUGCUACGCUUUGGAUUCCGAGUGGUGAUCUUGGAAGGCAGGAAGAGAUGCGGUGGCAGAGUCUACACCAAGAAGAUGGAGGGAUCCAACAAAUCUGCUGCCGCAGACCUGGGAGGGAGCGUCUUGACGGGCACCUUGGGGAAUCCUCUCGGGAUCAUAGCCAGGCAAUUGGGUUCUUCGAUGCACAAGGUUAGGGACAAGUGCCCCCUCUACAGGCCCGACGGCAGCCCCGUCGAUCCAGACACGGACAUGAAGGUGGAGAACGCAUUCAAUCGUCUUCUGGACAAGGCCAGCAGAUUGAGGCAGCUGAUGGGCGAGGUCUCCAUGGAUGUAUCCCUCGGCGCUGCUCUGGAGACCUUCAGAGAAGUCUACGGGGACGCAGUGAACGAGGAGGAGAUGAACCUCUUCAACUGGCACCUGGCCAACCUGGAAUAUGCCAAUGCCGGGUUGCUGUCGAAGCUCUCUCUGGCCUUCUGGGACCAGGACGACCCCUACGACAUGGGUGGAGAUCACUGUUUCCUGCCCGGGGGGAAUGGGAGGCUGGUGCAGGCCCUGGCCGAGAAUCUUCCUAUUUUUUACGAGAAGACAGUCCACACAAUCCGCUACGGUCCCGAUGGUGUGCAGGUCAUUGCCGGGGGCCAAGUAUAUGAAGGGGACAUGGUGCUUUGCACCGUGCCCCUUGGGGUUUUGAAGAGUGGAGCGAUCAAAUUCGUCCCUGAGCUGCCCCAGAGGAAGCUGGAUGGGAUAAAGAGGCUGGGGUUUGGCCUGCUGAAUAAGGUCGCCAUGCUCUUCCCUCGUGUGUUUUGGAGCACAGAUCUCGACACCUUUGGCCAUCUCUCUGAUGACCCGAGUCGGCGCGGCGAGUUCUUCCUGUUCUACAGCUAUGCAACUGUGGCCGGCGGACCUCUCCUGAUAGCCCUCGUCGCUGGAGAGGCUGCCCACAGCUUUGAGACCAUGCCCCCAACCGAUGCUGUGACUCUAGUUCUUCAAAUCCUCCGGGGUAUGUUCUGAUACUCUCCUCUUUCCGAAAUUCUAUGUUUUUCCCUUCAUAAAGUUGCUGGGUACAUGAUCAAUUAAAUAACCAUCACUUUAUUGAUUGUCAUAUGAAUUUGCUGAGCCAGACGGAUAUCAUUGACUGUUCUCUGAGACUGCGGCCUGGGAUACUCUCAUCGACUCCAUUCAGUCUCUUAACAAUCAUCAUCAAAUUAUUUUAUAGUGGAAUGUACUUAAAUGAGAAAGGUUUCCUUUGCUUCCUUCACCGUUGAUGACCCGUUAGAUUAAUCCUUCGUUGAACUGAUUCUCACAGGUAUCUUCGAACCUCAAGGGAUCGAUGUGCCCGACCCCAUCCAAACUGUCUGCACCAGAUGGGGCACUGACUCCUUCAGCCUGGGCUCAUAUUCUCACGUCGCAGUGGGAGCUUCUGGAGAUGACUACGAUAUACUGGCAGAGACUGUGGGCGACGGGCGACUCUUCUUUGCUGGGGAGGCGACCACGAGGCGGUACCCUGCGACCAUGCACGGAGCUUUCAUGACCGGGCUAAGAGAGGCCGCUAACAUGGCGCACCACGCGAAUGCCCGGGCAUUGAGAUUGAAGGUGGAGAGGAGCCCAUCAAAGAACACCCAGCUCUGCGCCUCCUUGCUGGCUGACUUGUUCAGGGAGCCCGAUUUAGAAUUUGGCGGCUUCUCUGUGAUUCUUGAUCGGAAGACCAACGAUCCCAAGUCAACGGUGAUUGUGAGGGUGACCCUUGGUGGCGCCCGGAAAAGGGGCGCCGCCGAAGGGGCCAAGGCCGACCAGCAGCACUCGAAUAAGCCCUUAUUUCAGCAACUGCAGUCACACUACAACCAACAGCAGCAGAUUCAUGUUUACACUUUAUUGUCCCGCCAGCAAGCUCUCGACUUGAGGGAGGUGAGAGGGGGGGACGAGAUGAGGUUGCAUUAUCUCUGUGAGAAGCUUGGGGUGAAGCUAGUCGGUAGAAAGGGCUUGGGAUCCGUUGCCGACUCUGUCAUCGCCUCAAUCAAGACUGAGAGGGGCAAUCGGAGAUCUGGGUCUUCUUCCCUGUCGCUGAAGAUUGGUGGGUAA